GCUCCAAAAUUAUUGUACCGCGUACUAAUAUUGUGGUACUUACUUCUUUAGAAGCUAAAUUAUAUUCCUUGGAAACUCUACAGUUAGAUCUUCAAAUGGGGAGACUAUCAUGCUUGAGAUUUCUAGACCUAAGCAAUAGUUACUUCACUACCAUUCCCAACCUUUCUCAUCUUUCUCAGCUAACCAAGUUAGUUUUGAACAAGUGUCAGAACCUUCAACUGAUUAAAGAUCUUCCACCUAAUCUAGGUGAGCUCCAUGCAUGCCAUUGUCCCUUGCUGGAGAACAUACAAGAUGUAUCAAGGCUACAUUCUUUGUCUCUUUCUAUCUACAGAAGUUUGAUUAUUGAGCCUCGAUGCAGUUUUGAAAAGCUCUGUAAUUUAUAUCUGGGUGGUACUUACUCUGAUACCCUGCCCAUUAACCUUUCUCAUCUUUCUCAACUACAAAGUCUCAGUUUGGAUAACUGCCAGAACCUUCGAGUGAUUCAAGAUCUGGCUUACUCAAGUUUAGAGUAUUUGGGUCUUCAUAACUGCAGUAAUUUGAUUGAAAUUCAAGGCAUAGAGAACUGUGUUAAUUUACGUUCAAUCAGGAUGGUAGGAUGUAGCGCUCUAGCGAGUAAUUCUUGUCGUGAGAAGUUGUUCAAGGCAUUUUUACAAAACCCAAACCUUCACGGGUUUACAAUGAGGGUUUCAGAAGACAUGGUGGCAGAAGUAGUAGUUGGAUGUUCAUCAUCAAAUUACACAUUGCCAAUGUUUUCGACCAAAAAACGGAUACUUAUACUUGUGAAGAUUUCAUGUUUGUUUAGUUGUGUGUGUUAUUUAAGAUACAAAACCACAGAGGAGUUUGAGCAUGUGAGCCACACAGAUCCCACAGAGGAGUUGGAGUUGAGAGUAUAUGAUGAUUUUAUAGAAGCAAAUAAAGUGGAAGAAGUAAAGGUGGUUGUAGAGUUUUAUUCACCGCUGGAGCAUGGAGCUAAAGAGAAUUUCAGAAUUGAAACAUGUAUAAUUUAUGAAGAAGAGGGUGAGGUUUACUUCUUUCCUGUGAACCCAAAUAAGCUCAUCAUCAUAUUCCACUCUGACGAUGAUUCUACACACAGCAAGAGAGAUGCAUAUCCAAGGGUUAAUGCAACAGUCACAAUUAGCUCUCCAACCUCUGAUUCAAAAAUGGAAACAGAGCAGCAGCGCAAUAGGCGAUAAGAAGAAGAAGAAGAAGAAGAAGAAGAAG
This is a messenger RNA of Ipomoea nil (Japanese morning glory), 1221 nucleotides long. RefSeq lists its product as uncharacterized. The transcript is spliced from 2 exons. The record is from RefSeq and is a predicted model, not a curated record. Bases 96 to 1193 code for a protein of 365 amino acids. NCBI's taxonomy places the organism in Eukaryota, Viridiplantae, Streptophyta, Magnoliopsida, Solanales, Convolvulaceae. Gene Ontology annotation, molecular function: protein binding.